AUAUUUUGGUAGGCCCGAUUGCCACAUUUAGUUCAUGAAAAUGUGCGUGUGCUCGUGCGAGAGAAUGCAUACAAGUGUAGGAAAAUUUGGCGCUCCAACGCAGGGGUUGCGAAUGUCAACAGUCGCCGAGUCAGUUGCUUGGUACAUCUCAAACGUUGCGGACGCAUUUCCGGUUAACUGAAGUUAACGGCACGUAAGGUAACUACAUCACAAACAAUUCACAAACCAGAGACACAAGUAUACAUAUAAAGUCGCCCAGCGAAAGACGACGAAGGCGGGCGGUGCAUACAUUGAGACUGAAAAAACUCGAAUCCAUUGUCAGGCUACAACACCACUAGUUGGCGGCUGGCCAUCGUCGCGGCUAUUUUGCAUAUUUUCACGCUUUUUAAUUGAUUUAUUUUAUAAACAAUUUCCAUUUUAUUUGCGAAAGACGGGCGAGACGAAAAGGCGAGAAAGCAAAGUGUGUAUUAGUGUGCGAAAAUCAUGAAUGAGUGGCAGCGAAUUGCAUUACAACAAUAUGAAAGUGCUAUACCGUUACAUAGAAAUCGGCUGGAAUAUUUAGUAAAGCGAUGCAAUUUUUUUUCGUGUGGCUAGACGCCAUUUACAGUUUAUAAGUAUGUGUAGUACGUAACGGCAAAUUAGCUGGUGUUGAAAACGGAAACGGCAGUUGGGGCGCGUAUAGGCAGCUGGUGUAACGCAUAUGAAUCGGUGCGAAAUAGUGCCAAGAAAAUUUACUAAAAGCAAAAAUAAUGAAAAAAAAAUAAUUAAAAUAGUGCUAAAAAUUCAACAAAAGCAGCAAUAGUUCGUAAAACAAAAAUAUUGUAUUAUAAAUAUAAAGCAAUUCACGAAGUAGUGGCUUGGAAAAAAGUGUUCACCAAAAAGUCGUAUACAAUUCUCAAAAUUAUUAUAUAUGUGCUUGUAUUGAAUUGCGCACGUGUGCGUUGAUAGACAUACAUAUGUGUGUGUACUUGAGUGUGUAGGUGAAUGCGAAAAAUUGAUACAGUACAGAAAAUUCCGACAGAAUUGAAAAUUUCUGUCAAGAAUACGAAAAUUUCACUCCGUACAACUACAAUAACAACAAGAAGCCAACUUACACCACCGCUAUCAUUGCCAACCAAACAACAGAGCCAAAUAAUUACAACAAUAAUAAUGAGAAUAACUACAGUAGCAACAUUAAAGCACCAAAAACAAUUACAACAACAAAGGAAAGCAAAGUACUAACAACGACCCACCCUUGUCGCAUACGCAGUCCCUCAUAAUCACAGCCAGUCCACACCUCCACCUCCACCACCACCACAACCAACGACUUUUGCUUGAACGUGUCCACCAACAAACAGCCACCGACCCACACCCGCAACCGCUCGCCACCUCAUUGCUGCAGGGGUAUAGCGCGCAUCCUGCGUGUGUGCCAACAAACAGUCAAUCAUCGUGAGUAACCCUCCCCCACCAAAUAACGUAGUUGAACCGAACAGACAAGCCGGCACUCGAGGCUCACGUACACACCGUUGAACGCUCUCUCAUUCUCUCUGGCGUUCGAGUGCUCCAGCACUCUCAAUUGAAUUCUAGUGCAGUCACAACAAAAAUAAACAACCGAAUUGUGGAAAAAAUUUUUUGCACGUCAAACGGUAAACAAACAGUACACCGACAGUUUAGAAGUUUUCACACAUCGAAUAAGCCGAGCGGGCGAUAAGGUUCAGCGGGAAGCAGGGGCAGGUGGAGUGACGAAGCAGCAUCUAUAACGGCAACUAUUAAAGUUGUUGCUUUUGUUUUUGUCUUUGAUUAUCUUGUUGUUGUUGUUAUUGCCCACAUUUCCGCUUUUUCACUGAAACAAUAAGCCAAAGGAUAUGAAGGAUAUACUGGCGGCGUUGAUGAUGAUGACGCUGCUGCGUCGGCAGUUGCAGGAUUCACAAAGGAUAAGUAUUUGACGAAAUCCGUCCAUUGUUUUCAACAUAUACAGGAAUAAAACCGAAAUGAUACUUAUACAAUUAAGCAAUGUUGAUGUCAAUACUUAAGUAAUAAGUCAUAAGCGUAUUAUUGUAGUAAUAAAUAUAAAAAAAUUAAAACUCGAACGACAAUUAAAUUUUCGGACACGAUGUUCGGCUCGAAAUUGCGUUCAUGGAUGGAAAACCACAUUGGGCGCCCGCGUAAGAAGGGCGCCAAAAAUAAAACUACAAACAGCAAUACUGUCAGUGCCGCCACUGCCGCGGGCUGCAGUCAUGAGGCGUAUCAGCAUCACGGUGGUAGCAAUAAGAAGAUUUCCAGCACAAAUUCGAGCUCUAUUUUUACGCUUCAUCACGCGCGCAGUAAUGGCGCGUCUUCCACGUCACCAUCAAUCACUGCCAACUCGUCUGCAUCCACGGCGCCGACAAUGACGACAAUAAUGGUUUCGCCCGGCACGAUGUCCUCAUUCGGUGCUAAUCAUCACAAUGGUGGAGGUGGCGGUUGUGGCAGUGGUAGUGGAAGCGGCUGCGGCAGUGUCAUUGCUAGUCCGGUCAGGCGGCGCGAAGUUUCGCCUAUUCAAGGCCAUACGCAGAGUCGUUACGGUUGGCAGUCACCGGACCAGGAGACAAUCACCUCACCGAAAUCCGACAAUUUCCUAUAUGCGCCACAACAUCGCGUACGCAGCCAGUCGCAUCACACAAAUCACCAUCACCAUCAACAGCAACAACAUCAACAACAGCAACAACAACCUCCUUAUACAGUGCCAAAUAGCAAGGAUAAUUCAAGUGAUGAUCGUUCAUUGCAAGCAAGGUCAUGCACACAAUCAUACAGUCACCAUAUACUACCACAACAGCAGCAACACUCACAGUUGCCGCAGAAUACAAUACAACAACAACAACCACAUCCCGCCGAUUGCUCCUCGUCAUCAAUUUCGUCGCUAUCGUGGUCCACUGGCUCUAAAGAGCCUUCUAUGAACUCAAGUAGCAAUCAAAACAACAACAGCAACAGUAAAGCUAGUUACAAUAAUGGCAAUAGUAAUGGUACGUUUACAAAACCUCUCCCUACACCCGAGGAACAAGAUAACAGUACCACAGAUUUGCGACAUUUCGAAGAGGAGGAUCCAAAUACCGUUCACUAUGAGGAGAUACGCACUAUUCUACGUCAUCCUGAGCAUUGUAGUUCUAGUUACAAUAGCAACAACAACAGUAACAAUCCUUUCCUGAUACAUGAACGUCCCAAAUCGGAGCAGCUCAUCUCGUUUACACCUGCGCGUUCACUCUACGCAGAUCGGCGCUCGCAGGAUGACGCUUCCACGCGCUAUGGACGCCUCUUGCCGUCGAAGAUUCAGAGCUGCAGCAACUCGAAUGACAGUUUGAAUGCGAAUGGCCCAAUGAAAUAUGUAAGAAGUGGCAGCGCUGAAUAUAUAUCACAACAAUAUCAAAGUUCGGGUAAUGGUUAUAUGUGCAGUACCUCGGGCGAAUUUUCUUCGAGUCAUCAAUCUGGUAACUUGAACAAUUUAGCGGCCAUGCACUGUCAGCGCGCACGAUUGCGUGGCGGUCGCUUUGGCAAUGGACAUGUUUUAAACGGCACACAGCCAGGAGCAAGUGUGGCUGGAGUACCACUACAUAGUCUCUCAUCGCCGGAAAGUGCUUACUCUACUGGGUACUCCACCGACGGCACUUCGCCAGGCACCAUUUACACUCCACCGGAAUAUUAUAUUAAUAUGCGUACCGGCACGCACUACUUUCCGAAGAGUGUAAACUCGCUGGCCAUCGAGGCGCAGCGGUACAAAUUUGGUCUGAAUAAAAUUGAAGAAAUGUCACCCAUAGACCCUAUGCCAAAGACAUCAUUCGCCAAUGCAUCAAAUCUAUACAAGCGUGCCGAUUCGUAUGAUAUGGGCCAAGGUUGCAGCAACAACAAUGGCACUCAUCAUGAACCGUUCAUACCAUUGGAUGCCCCUCAUGCCAUCCAGUAUCCUGAAAGUGUUGGACGACAUAGUCCCUUACCGUUACGUAACACAAUUGUUUUGCCCACCUUGAAGGGUUUUGAAUCACCCUCCCCCAGACAGCGUUGUCGCAUACGUACGAAUCCGUGGUAUCUCACAACGGAAGCAAAUGCACCAGCGGCGGGAAGUGUACAGAAUGUAUUAGCAUUUUUGCCACCACCGCCAGCAACACAACCGCCGCCAACGGCGAUGUCAACAACAUCUGACACGUCGACGGUUUCUUCGUCAGCACACUCAACGAAAUUGCCUGAGGCUGUCAACACGCCUCUACGCCAGCAGAAACAAGGAAAGAUGACGACAAGUGGAGUUGUUGGAGAUGGGCGAAGGGAACUUGAUGCCGCAAGCACAUCAUCCUCUGGCAAGAGAUCCAGCAAUGCAACAACGGAUGGACGCCGGGUAGUGCAACACAUCCAACAGACAAGUGACAUGAACAAUGCUGACAAGUUGUCUGCAGGGUAUGAGUCGACAGAGAGCUCUUCGUCUUUGACUGAAGUGGAAAAUAUGCAAAGGAAUUAUACACCCAACACUGUACGUCGCAAGCGUGCAGAGCAAUUGCAAAGGAAGAUAGGACAACCUCUAGCUACAAUGCUAGCGAGUGUUUGUGUAAUAAGUGACGACCGUGCUGGAAGCAACAGGGAGCCGAUAUUAAGUGAUGAUGAUGCUACGCUGAACGAGAUGAUGGGAAAGUUUGAUGAGAGUUACGUGUAUGAGAAGGAGACUGAUAUACUCAGCAGUGAUUCCGACCAAACAGAUUGCCCAUCAGACUUAGAUACUGGACAGGAUGCUGGGGAUGAAUGUGACACCGACGAGCUCCUCGACAUAGACUUCAUUGAUAACUCAUCCAUGCAGGAGGUUGCCGAGCGUAGAGACUCAGACUGCAAUUUGGACAGUUGUUAUUACUACAUCCAGAGUUCCAAGUCAAUGCACCAGCAUGGUGGAAAGCGUGCAUCCAUUCCCUCGCGCAGAAGUUCGCGAAGUUUGAAAAAUGAUCAAGAGGGCAGCAAACAAGUCGAGACUACUGUAAGCAGUUCACAGCGACGACGUAAGCGAUUUCUGAAGACACGCAAGAAGAGUGCUGAGAAUCGUAACGAACAACCGAAUUCGCCACAUAAAUCUCGAAAGUCACGCAGUGUAGGUGGUACGCCGGUGUGCUUGCGCAGACAAAGACAUAUCACAGCGAAGAAUAGGGUUUAUGAGACUUCGCCCCUAACAAAUAGAUCCAGCUCACUGGUGUUUACAGACGUACGAGAUACUAAGCGUUUUAUGACAAUCGCUGAAAGUGAACGGGCUUUGUUUAAAGCUGAUUUGGAGGCUGACGUUAAGUACAGACAACUCAUACGGGAAGCUGAAUCCCUACUAGUCUCCAUGAAAAACAGUAUGCAAAGUAUACCACGUGACACACCCGUCUCAAGUCCACGACGAGUCAAUCCUCUAGCUAACAAGCGAGUAGAAAUGUUAAAGAGCUGUGAAACAGAAACACGACGUGAACAGCUUAAGCAAACGCAGCAACGUUCUUUGGAUGCUAUCCAUUUAGAGAAACAACAGAAGCAGCAACAACAAGAGUUAGCGGCCGCUAUUAAUCGACGUAUAGACCUACUGCGACAUGCACCUGCUUCAGCACCAAAUAGUCCACGAUUCAGUCGCUGUAGCCCACGAAAAACCCACAUAACGAAUUUCAUCAACCAAAAUGUGCCCCCAGAGGUGCCGGCGCGCAAGUUGGUGGAAACAUCGAAACCUCCUCAGUCACCACAGCUACAACUAAAUGACCGAUUAUUGACACAGAACACAAAAUCCACAACCAUUCAAGAACGUCGAUUCCACAGUCAAUCACCGGUAUCGCGAUACAAGCUUGGUGCUAAUUUGAGUCGUGGUCAAAACUUCGAUAGUGACUCUGAUUCCGAGUUUCAAAACAAGGAUUAUCACGAAAAUCAACUAAGAAAUGACGAUUAUAGAGAGCAACGGACCAAAACCCCAAUUGCGGCCGCUGUGGAUGCGGUAAACCACAAUUACUUGCCAGAGUUCGCGCGAAUUUCACGCUACGAUGAAGCAGAUUUGUCUAACCACAAUGUGACCAACUUACAGGUAAAAUCGGGCAGUUCAGCUGCUAAUUGGCAGACUAGAAUAUUGCAAGCUUGUCCACAGAGCGAGCCACUGAAGAGAAAGGUUUACAGCGGCAGCUCGACAUUUGAGCGCAUCAAAAAAAGUUUCGACUUGGAGGCGGAAAUCCCAAAACAAGCAAUGUUGGCAAAAAUUCAUAAUUUGAGGCGUCGUGAGCGUCAAAGCACGAAUCCACGUUUAAACACACACACAAGCAGUCAUGAUUUCCAUCAAGAAGUGGGAGAACAUUGUAUCGGUGAUAGCGAGUUUGUUGUCACCAACUCUGAUGAUGUCAAUAAAAAGCAAAUGAUCCUCAGCACAAUUGCAGAUCUAAAACGCAGUCUAGAGUCUCAGAGCGUCGAGUUAAAUGGUCUCAAUGAGGACUAAAGAUAAAAAAGAGUGAAUUCUGGAUCUCACAUAUAUACGAAUAGUACAUAAAAUACUGAACCUGAACCUACCGAACUUGUUCAGUCUUGUAAUAUUGUCCGACCAGCCAGAAGAUUUAAAAAACCAUCUCUGUAAAUUAGUAUCUUAAAAUACUCCAGACCUAAUUUUUUUUUUAAUUUUUGUGAACUCAAAAUUAUUACACCUCGAUUUAGCUAUUGGCCAUCAUCGAUAAAUUAAAAAUGUAACAUUAGAAUUUACACUGACUAUAAGGUACAUAAAGGGUGUUCUUUUAAACAUGUGGUUUCCAAGAAGAAAUAAAAAGCAUAUUAUUUAAGGUUGUGGCCAAGAAUUUAGCUUUAUUAUAAUAUAUUAUAUUAACAUAUUAUAAUAUUUUGCGGUUGGCUUCAAUAAAUUCCAGCUAAGAGGCCUAAUUUUGACCACUGUUUGCAGCAAUUGAGGCAAUGUUAGCAAAGUCAUCGAAUAUUAUUUUCAAAUUCGUCAAUCGUCUCGGUAUUAUCGGCAUAGACUAGUAACUCCACAUAGCCCCAUAAAAAAUAGUUCUCUUGUAGGCCUCACCACAGGCCCACAACGGGAGAUAAAGCACUCACCAAAAGUUUCCUUCAGUAAAUUAAUCGCUUCGUUCGCUGUAUGGCAUGUAGCGCUAUCUUGUUGAAACCACAGGUCGUCCACAUCCACAUUCUCCAAUUCAGGCACGAGAAAGUCAUAAAUCAUGGUUCUAUAGCGUUCUGCUUUGAUUUCAACAUUAUGGCUGACUUCAUUUUUGAAGAAAUAUGGACCAAAGAUUGCUUCUGCCUGUAGGGUACACCAAACAGUGGCUUUUUGAGGAUGUGACGGCGUCGCAACAAUGACUAAUACAAUAGAUUAUCAUCACUCCAAAUGCAACAAACGUCCCCAUUCAACCAAAAGUGAGCUUAAUCACUGAACAAAAUUUUCUUGGGAAAAUCGGGAUUGGUGGCAAUCUCGUUUUGGGCCCAUUCACCGAACAUGCGACGCGCUUGAUGUUCGUUCGUUUUGGUAAUAAAUUCCAAUUGGAAAACCAAACUGAGUACAAAUCAAGUAACAGCUGUCAAAAAGACCAACUCCGUAAUAAAUAUUGUCUCAUUGAAAAUCACAGGUCCAAAAAAACCACCCGAAUGUGCAUUAUUUUUCUACCAUGCUACUAUAAUUCGUUUUAUUACCUGUCAAAAUGGUAAUUGUUUUAAUUUGUCCCCAAUGUUCCACUAGGCACCAAUCUGGACCUUGGUUAACUCCCAGCGCCCCAAGAGCGCUCUUUGUAAGAUUAGAUUUUUGAUUGAAAAAACUUCUCAUAAUUUUUAUAAGCGAAGUUAGCGAAAACUUCCUAUAAACCUAUAAUCUAAAGUUUUGUCAGAGAAAAUUAUGUCUAAAGUGUUUUUCUUUCAACAUUCUUACUGAUUUUGUAAGUCUCUAAAUUAAUUUUUUAAAUUUUUUGUGAAAAGAAAUUUCUUCGAAGCAGAACGGUUUAUUUUUCGUGUCAAGUGCUUUCAUGAUUUAAUAUCGUUGUCAAUUUAUUAACGGGGACCUGUUAAAUAGAAAUAUUUUAUUGGAUUUCAUCAGGUUAUAUUGCCUGCUUCUAAGAUGCUAUUUAUUUUCCUACCUGAUUUUUAAUUGUAUUACUUAUUUAAUUACUUAAUUUUAGUUCAUUUCAGGAGCUUUCAAAUGUUUGUCUAAAGGCAAAAUUUUGUAGCCGACAAAUUUGUAAUAGCAUAACCUAAAUUAUUGGUCCUUUCUCUUUACCUUGGUCUCUUUACCUAAUGUCAUUCAUACAGUCAUCAUAUCAACCACAUCUUACAUCACCUGUCAUUUAAAUAACUCAUCCGCCCUUUUAAUGCAUCACCUUUUAGAUUUGAGUUUUUUAAUCUGCUCAGAUUUGAUACUGACUAUAUAUUUAUACUUGUAAUUACAUACGAUGAAUAUAUACCUAUGUUCAUAUACAUGUAUGCAAUGUGUAAACAUACCUAUAUAGAGUAGCUACAUACUUACAUAUACAUAUGUGUGUAUGCGUUAAUUUAAUGUCAUUGACUUAGAGUAACGUUAAAAUGAUUAUAAUUAUGCAAUUAUUAAACAAAUAAUAUAUUAAUAAGUAAUAACAGGGAACGAAUCGAGAGAACAAUUGACAAUUAUGGUAAACGACGUCAUCAGCCGAUCAGAAUAUUUCCCAUUAAACGGAAAUAAAUAUUCUUAAGCAUUUAUCACGGUUUAUUUAAUCACAUAUGAGUCCCAGCCACAAGCAUACGCUGUUGAAGGUUACUCAUACGACAUGGCGAAAGGAAAAAUCUAAAAGACAGCGUAAGAAAAAAAAACUCACUGAAAAAGUAUUACAAUUAAAAUUUUGUUACUAAAUAUUGAUAUGAAUAUGACCAGCGUAAUUGCAAGCCAUAAGAUAGAUUAAAAAAACUCAAUUUAUGAUUAUAUUAAAGCAAAAUCAAUAAAUAAUUUAAUUGAAGGACUGAAAGCAUUACCACAUAGCUGUUUACCACAUAGUUGACGAACACUAUAUCUAUCUAUGCAUAAAUAUGGCAGCGUUAAAAUAAAAAUACGUGAAGAUAUAACUACUUGUAUAUGUAUACAAUCGUGCAUUAGAAGUGCGAGUAUAUAGCAGAUAAAUGUUAAGCGAGAACGAUUCAUAUUUUUUUAGACUCGGAAAAGUUAUGAUUGAUAUUGUAAACGAGCGUUUGUAGUAGCUAUGGAACCAUUAUUUAUCGUAGUGCUGAACAGACCAGAAAAAUUAAAUAUAUAUGUAUAUGUAUAACUACAAGUAUAUGUGUUCACUGCAAUAAGUUAGGAGCGCACAACACACAUAUAUAUAGGGACUAGGGAAAGGGUUUGCCGCUUUAUUUUUCAAUUAUCAUGCAAGUAUUCUGUUUAUACAAUGAUCAAAUCAAAACAAUUUAAAAAAACAGUUUGUUUAAAAACGAACAAUUUUACAAGGGUUCACAAACACAUAAUAAAUAAGUUCUAAAUUUUCUGAAAAUUUUCACUUAUUCAAUUAAUUGAUAUAGGACAGUAGUUAACGCUGUUUGUGUUUCGAAUUCUCAGCAAAAUAGUAGAACUGAGUACAAGGGGAUAUUUGACACCGAUGAGGAAUUGACAGUUUCUGCAAAAAGAAAUGUCGAUUUGACAGAUAAAUUAAAGGUAGAUGAUUUGAGCUACCAUUUCUAUGACUUUAGGGUAAUUGAAAAGUAACAAUGACCGUACAAUAUGGGUUUUACGUUUUGGAUCGCUAUUCUGAAAUAAUUUGAAUAUUUCCCAAAUACUCAUUUUAUUGGCAGGUUCUUCCAAAUUUUCCCUAAAAAGUUGCUUAUAAGCGUACUGGUACAUAAUCCCAUUAGCAACAACUAGAUUUCCAACGCCUUUAGAUGAUAUGCAUCCCCACAACAUUAUAUGUCCACCUCUGUGCUACACUUUUGGUUGAAAGUUUCUAUUUUGAAGCUCUUUAUUCGGUUUAUGCCACACUAUAGUCCUAUAGUCCUAGCCAUCGCUGGCAAACAGAUUAAACUUACUUUUUUCACGAAAAUUACGUCAUCUACCAGCUUUUAUCCUUUUUUAAGUACUCUCAGGCAAAGUGUAAUCCCUUAUGCAUUGCUCUUUCCUAGCUUCUUUCCGACUGUAGCAUUGUCUCUUCAAUAUAUUCGGCAGCCAAUUUUGGAGCCUUCAAUUAAGGGUUUGCCUUUAUUUUCCUUAGAAUUCCCUGUUCCGUCAGUUUUUUGGUCUGGCCUUUUUGCUUUAUUGGAGCGCAGUAUUUGACUCCAUAUAUAAUAAUUCACUGAUUUCCUGACAUGUUUUGCUCUUUACAUGCAUUUGAAGAGCUAGUUUCCAUUGUUCUAUCGUUGAAUUCUUCCGUUUGCGAUAUUAAAUAACACUUCCAUAAUUUAUUUUGAAUCAAAAAUUGUCAGGAAAUUUGAACUUAAAUAUAAUCAUCCAUCCUUUUUUCCAUUGUUAUGUCAUUCGUAAAAUUUGAAGUUACCUGAGAGACUUCUUUAAGGUUUUUUGAAACUAUUUUUAAUUAGUUUAGUAAAAAAACUCGAAUAUUAAUGUUGCGUGAAUUCUCGACUAGAUUCUUAUUUUUAAUCUUUCUGUAGCUCUUUCUGUUAGCUCAAAUAAGACUUUACUUUGUCAUUAUUAAAUUUUUGUUACUCAUCUUGAGAUCCCUUCAAGCCUUUUAUUUAAAAAAUAAUGAUAAUCCCUUCAAUGUUUGAAAACUAAUACUAUUUUUGUAUAUUUUUAAGGAAAUUUAAAUAUCCAAUAGAUCUCCUAGAGGAUUUGGAUUGUUCUGCGUUUUGAGAAAAGGCAAAAAUCUAGUAAAAUUUGCAAAUAUUUACUUACAUGAUAUAAUGUAAUAUAUACUAAAUAAAUAUAUAUUGUAUUACACUUAUAGUUUAUUGAAAAUUGUAAUACUUUAAAAAUGUGAAAAGUAGAAUACAAACAGUGUUCAUAUGAAAUUUUUUAAGUAUAUUAACGGUAUUUAUCAAAAGUAAUAUUUCAAAUCAUUUUUAGAAGCUUUACGCACAAUUAAAUAUGGAGGCAUUUCUUUUUUAUUUGCAAAGAAAGUAAAGUGGCGAGAUGACUUGACUUUUUUCGUAGGAAUCUAAUUAACUACAAAUUAUGUAAAAGUCAAUAAAUGUAAGAGUAAUUUAUUUGUAUUGUGCAAUCAAUAACAGGGUUGCAUACAAUUACUUAUGGAAAUUAAACGGUGCUUCAAGAAAUGAGUUUUUUCAGGUGUGUUGGCAGUUGCAGCCUGAAUUUAUAUAAGAAUAUACAUACAUCAAUAUCAAUAUUAAUAAUAAUUGCGGAAGCCCUAUAUAUAAGUAAUAUAACGGUACUAGCAUAAGAUACGUACACAUACAUAAAUGCGUUGUUGAUCGUAAAGUUAAUUUGAAAUCUAUGACAAGUCAAUGGCAAAUAGCUGCAAGAUUUAGAAGCGGAAGUUAUUUAACACAAUUAUAUAUAAUAAUGCAUAUAUACGUAUGCAUGUAAGUAGCAAUAAAUAGAACGCAAAAAAGAACUUACAAUAUGAGCUGUUACUCUCCAUCGAAAGAAGCUAUGAAUUGCAGAAAUAUCAUUCGAUUUAUGACAUUAAUUGGAGAGCCACAAAUUACUCACAACCCUAAAAAAUAUAGAAAUUUAGUAUUAUCUUAUACGCUUAUCAUAACUAAAUAUCAUCUAACAUGGGGUUGUGCAUUCAAUUACUUAUAAAAUUAAUUAUUUUUGAAUUACAUGAGAACUUGCGACGAAACAUAAAUAUUAAUAAUUUUACCAAUUAACUACAGUUAAAUACUUUUUAUGCCUUGUUUUGAGGUCAACAUUCAUUAAAUCGCUACGAAGCACAUCCCUAAUAAGACAACUAAAAUAAUUUCGGUAAUUAAUUCAUAUUAAUUGUUCUCAAUUAACCAUACAAUGAUCCAUUAACUUACUUAUUGUCCAAAUAGUAAAGUUAAAUUGAAAUAAAAGCGCCUCCAUUCAAUUGUGUGAUGUGAUGAACACGUAGUGAGAAUCCUAAUUAUCAGCAGAGAAGCCCAAAUGUUUUCGGUUUGGAAUGUUGUUAGUUAUUAUGUAUUUUAUUGGCACUGAAGUCUUCACACAUAAAAUUAAAUAAUGUUUUAGACAGCUGUCAACCCUUAAUUGUUUAAACCAAAUAAAUAUAUAAAUUUCAACUCCAAAUAAUUUCCUAUAUAAAAAUGUUAACGGGAGACAAUAAUGCUGAACAAUAUCAAUUAUCUAUAAUGUUUGGCCCUACUUGAAAUAAAUUAAAUGGAAGCAACUCUAUUUUUCUUUUGUUGUCGAAAUAACUGAAUUUAGUCAGAAUACUGAAAAUACAGAAUUCGUACUGAAAGUUAUUAUUAGAGACCACAGCAACGGCGAAUAAUGUUUCGCAGUUUAAUUUCUUUACAGUCCUGCAGUUGAAAAUGAACUGCGUUUAAAAAGUGAUAUUGGUUUUCAUUGAUAAUAUUUAAUAAUAUGUGAAUGAUUAAAUAUUAAUUUCCGAUAUCAUCAAUUCUCAUAUUUGUCCAGUUGGUACCGUUUCUAUCACUGAAUAAAACUCCCAACUAUUUCCGAUUACUUUAAAUUACUAUGAACCGAAAAAGCCCGUUAGUCGAAACUGCGGAAAAUUAUUAACGAUAUACAUAUGUACACGUGAAGACCUCGUGUUUUUUCAAUCUUAAGCUAAGGGUAUUUAUUUAUUAAUUUUUCUUUUGAAUACACAACCCCAUUCCUAGUCAUACCCUCUUAGAGUUGUACUCAUACUUUGAUUAGCAUCUGAAUAGCAAAUAAUUUGAUAUUUUUACAAUAUUAUAUUAUGGGACUUUUAAACCAAUUAAAAUAAAUUAAAUAUUUAAUAAUUUAGCAAUUGAUAGAAUUAACAUAAUUUUGUAAUGAAUAUUAGCACAAUAUUGAAUUAUAAUUUUGUUUAAAUAAAAUUAUAUGUAUCAAAUUAGAUUGUUUGUUUUCAAAACUAGCAGAAUUUAGUUGUAUUUGUUUAAUGUAGAAAUUAAAUAUUGUAAUUGUAAUUUUAAGUGUUAUUUUCCUGCAUUUGAUUUCCGUUUCGCGUACUUCCGUGCGCUUUUACCGCAUAUGGGAAGAGAGAGUAGCGAGCAGCGGAAACUUUGUUUAAGAUAAGAAUUGGCUAAGUAAAAGCCAAGUAAAAUUGAUUUGUUUUGAAAAUAGUUUAGACACUGGAAAUCUGAAAAACGAAAAUAUUGAAAAAAAUAAAUUAAUACAAAGAAAAUUUUUAAGAAUACGAAUGCGAACGGCACUUAUCCCAUACAAUAUAAUUGCAUAAAAGUAGAUUUGUAUAAUUAUUGUUUGUUUGAAUAUUAUUAGUCGUUUUCUUACCGUUAAAUCAUAUGUAAGCCAUGACCAUUGCUACCAAAUGAUCUUGUAACUCUUUUCAUUAUCAUUCAAUUCGACUUACUUAGAGUUGUUUUUAUUUUGUAGUAGAAAUAACUCAGAUUUUAUAUCAAAAGUCUAUAAAUAUCAUUGAUAUAAAUGCAAAAUUAUGCAAUUAAUAAUAUACAGACACACAUCAUAUAAUAUCUACAGUUAUUAUUGCAUUAGCGAUAUUACAUUUCGACAGUAUUCUAUGGUAUAUACUAAUAAAGUGAUAAUAAAAAUAAAAUCAGUGAAAGAAAUAAUAAAAUAAAAUGUACUCUAAUUAUAAUAAAGAAGUAAAUUUACAAAUAAAUAUGCUUUUUUUUCUUAUAAGUUAUUAGCAACCUAAAAAAGAAAAAAACCAUUGCAUAACUAAUGUGUCACUAGCAAGAUAUUUAUUUUUUCGUUAAGUUUCCUCUUUAUUACACAAUAGUUCUACUAAUUAAGGUGUUAGUAUAAUUUUUAAGUUAAUUUCUUAGUAGAACAAUUUAUAAUUUAUGCAUUCAUUUUACUCUAAGAUACUUUUCUUUGUUAACUUUAUGUCUUUCCACUGUUGAAUAGUUGACCUUUUUUAUUACGUAAAGUCGCAAUUUAAUUUUGUGAAGUUCCUACUUUCUUCAUUAUAAAAAAAUUUUAUUUUGAUUUGAAAUUUUGCACGCGCCCUUUUCCUUCCAAGAAGUUGCUCAUUUGUCUGCCAUACAAAAUUACUAAAGAUCUUUUUAUACCCUUUUAUGCUAUAAAAAUGCACCUGUGAACCUUCUUUACACUUUACGUUCUUUGAUUUUACAACACUUGUGGUUCAUUGUACAUAAUCGUACAAUGUGGAUCUAAUUAGAAGAGGUGAAAAUAAAUUCAUAAAAAGUUCUUUAUAAUUUCACAUUUUUGAGCUAUUUUGCAUCUUUUCACAAAUAGAAUUUUAAGACCUAAAGGUUUCAAAUAAAUAUUUUGCACACUUCGAAAAAAAAUUAAUAUUUAUUUUGUUGACGGCAGUCCAAGAUACAACAAUGUUAACUUCAAGAAGCCGUCAUAAUCAGACUUGGGGUAGGACACAAAAUUUCUAAGAAAGGUAAUAAUGAAUAUAGUUGAGCGUACUCUUUUCUAUAACUAUUCAAAAAUUGUUUACUGUCCAACUAUUAAAUGCAUUUGGUGUUGUGAACAAUAUUUCCAUUAAAUAAAUAGGUAGCUAAAGGUGUUUUCUACUAAACUAUCCAAAUUACCUAUGUUUUAUCCAGCAAUAUAUUUAUAUUCCACAAUAUAACGAAAAACCCAAGUUAGUGGAUGGAUGAAAAAAAAAUGUUUGAUGUAAAGGUUGAAGUAUAAAAAUAAACUGAAAAUAAUCUUAAGUUCUUCGUGGUUCUCUAAAUUUUUUUUGCUCCAUACAUUAGUGUUUUAGUUGAAUGCGCUUUAUUCGAAAACAGAUAUUUUUUAAUCUCAUGCUUGAUUCCAAAAUUUUACCUAGCAUUAUUUGCUACUAAAACCAGUUUUUUUUUAAAUAAACAUCUGGGAAUAAAUAUAUCUCUCAAAAGAAAAAUCGGGCAAUUUUAACUCAACUUACCAAUUAUCAUGAAAAAAAUCCUAUAUGCCUGUUAAUUUUAAGCUUUUGGAGGAAGGUGUAGUCAUACCUGCAUACAAAUGAUCCUGAGUAUAAUAUAAAUAUGUUGAGCCAAUUAAUCUUAUUAUUGAAAAAAUUAAAUAUUCAAAAACUUAAUAUAUAGCAAUCAUAUGCUUAUUAUAUAUAAUGUGUUUAGUAAAAAUUAGUAUUUAUAAAUUGACUUAGAUAACUUUUUACAAGUUUUAAAUUUCUAGUUUAAACUCGAUGAACUGUAAUCCUUAAUUAUAUUAUCUCUAAAUAUUACGAUAUAGUUUCAAAGCCGUUCUCUCCUUCAAGCAGCUGUUUUUACUAUUUGAAAUUUAAGUCAGAUUUAAAGUUUGUGCUAGUACAUGGGAUAUGACGUUUGUUUCAGAAAAUUUCAUAUUAUUAAUUCCUUAUUUAAAACUAAAUUUAAUAAAGACAUUUUUACUACAAUAUUAAAAAAUUAUUGCCAUUAUUUAAUAAUUUGUAAAACAAGGAGAAUAUUUUUUAUCUUUUUGAAACCGUUUCUAUAUUUACAAUGAUUUUUAUUAUGUUUUACAUUAGUAUCCGUAUAAAUUUUUCAUCUGCUUAUGUGAUUAACAUUACCAAUGAAAAAAGAGUUAUGACGAUUCACAACUUAUAGUGGAAAGACUGAAUGAAGUCUGUGUAUAUAAUUUGAAAACAAGAGUGAUGAGACGCCCGGAAUACACGCCCAGACAUUUCUUAUUCGCUUUCUUAUUUUAUUGAAGUUAUUUUUUAAAUUACGUUUUAACAUGCGUGAACAAUACAUGAUCCUUGGUGUUUUGAAUAUAUUGUAAAUAUAAUAUUGUCAUUAUAUAUAUUUUUGCAUAUUUUGUUAGUCUUGUACUAAGCAUGUUAUAAAUACGCUAGUUAGUCUUUGUCAAGUUGAUAAUAUCUAUUCGAAUUUAUAAGCGUAGGUUUAAAUUGAAAUAAAAUUUGAAGCAGUGAAAUAAAAAAAAGAGUAUUAGUCAGUAAAUUUCAUAAGAGUAUAGUUAAAGUUAAUGGAAUAGAAAUGAACUUUGACAAUCCGACGAGCUUUCCAAACAACACCCCUUACAGUAUAUUUGAUACGAAUAAACAAUUUAUAUAUAAAAUCAAA
Messenger RNA from Bactrocera oleae (olive fruit fly), 16032 nucleotides. RefSeq lists its product as uncharacterized. The record is from RefSeq and is a predicted model, not a curated record. NCBI's taxonomy places the organism in Eukaryota, Metazoa, Arthropoda, Insecta, Diptera, Tephritidae.